AUGAACUCGCUCGCCGGAUACGGAUCCGACUCGGGCUCCGACACCGCCGAAGGCUCUACCGUGCGGACGUCGGCUGCUGCCUCCUCAUCAAAGCACCCCUCUAACGCUACAAAAAGGGGCAGGUCCUCUCCAUCCGAUGACGAAGCUGGAGAGAUCGAUGCCUCUGAUGCCUUCGGUCUAAAUGGUAUCAGAAGGCCAGAGCCAGCAGCUGGCAGUAGUUCAACUUCGCAUCCCAAGAGUAGCGCGACUGCCGCGUCUGGCCAGCCUGGCCAGGCAGGCAAUGGCACUGUUGCCGUUAGGACAGCGCCCGAGGUGAUCUUGGAUGACCCGAUGGCUCAGCGAGCUCUCUUGACACGGCCGACAGAUACGACGAUGCAUGUCAACAUUCCUUACUCGGACCUCUCUCUCCCAGUCGUGGGGCCCUCCAACCCAUACUCGCAUCGGAAGCUCGGCGCCUUGCAAAACUCGGUAAACGGGCAUUUCGAAGGUACUUCAAUGUCUGACUUUGAUUUUCGGAAUCAGCAGAGGACGUUCGACAAUCUUGGCUAUGCGAAGGACCCCAGCAUGUACACCGAUGGCAGCCAAGUCGCCGGGGGCUAUGUUGGUGAUGUUGCCAGAGCAAAACAGCUGGACGGCGCCUCGGCCUUGGAGCUCAGAGGAGGACUACAUUCAGAUCGCCAGGCUGCAAAGGAGCGGAAGAAGCAGAGGGUAGGACAGGAGGGUGAUACAUCUGUAGUGGAAGGCGAGGGGGCAUACGUUGGUCCAUGGGGCGGAUGGACAGGUGAGAAGGUCCAUGUCACCGAGGGCGUUGGUCCAAGUGAAGAGGAGAUGCAAAGAGCUGAGGAGCUGAGUACAGUGAGGAAGAAGGAGAAGAAGGAAAUGGAGGAAAGGCGAGCGAGAGAAGACGAACAGGGUACAGAGAAGAGCAUCUUCCAUGGCAAAUCAAUGUACGACUACCAAGGACGCACGUACCUCCAUAUACCAGGCGAUGUCGAGACGAAUCUGCAUGGAGAGUCUGGCACGCAGUCCUGCUUCAUUCCCAAGUCUUGCAUUCAUACCUGGACUGGCCAUACAAAGGGAGUCUCUGCUAUUAGGCUCUUCCCGGGAAGCGGCCACCUGAUGCUUAGCGCCAGUAUGGACACGAAGAUCAAGCUCUGGGAUGUCUACCACGAGGGCAACUGUCUGAGGACGUUCAUGGGCCACUCAAAGGCAGUACGAGACAUUCAAUUCUCGAAUGAUGGCAGGCGCUUCCUCUCGGCAGGCUAUGACCGUCAGAUGAAGCUAUGGGACACCGAAACUGGCCAAUGCUUGAAAGCUUUCUCCAAUGGAAAGGUGCCUUACUGCAUCAAGUUCCACCCAGAUGAAGACAAGCAAGACACCUUCCUGACAGGUAUGAGCGACAAAAAGAUCGUGCAGUACGACAUCAAGACGGGAGAGGUCACACAAGAGUAUGAUCAGCAUCUGGGUUCAGUCAACACCAUUACCUUUGUGGACGAGAACAGAAGAUUUGUGACUACGUCGGACGACAAGACCAUGAGGGCGUGGGACUUCGACAUUCCCGUCGUGAUCAAGCUGGUGGCAGAUCCGAUGAUGCACAGCAUGCCUGCUGUGACGCAGCAUCCAAACAAGAAAUGGCUCGCAUGUCAAUCCCUUGACAACUCGAUCUUGGCCUACUCCUCCGACUCUCUGCGACAGAAUCGCAAAAAGUUGUUCAAGGGCCAUGUAGUUGCAGGAUACGCCUGCGAGAUUGGCUUCAGCCCCGAUGGUCGCUUCAUCUCGUCUGGAGAUGGGGAGGGCAACCUGGUCUUCUGGGACUGGAAGAAUGGCAGGCUGUUGAAGAGGAUCCGGGCCCACAAGGAGGUUGUGAUCAGCCAUGCUUGGCUGCCGCACGAGACGAGCAAGGUCGUCACUGGCUCCUGGGACGGUACCAUCAAGCUGUGGGAUUGA
Microstroma glucosiphilum is the source of this 1947-nucleotide messenger RNA. RefSeq names its product pre-mRNA splicing factor. The record is from RefSeq and is a predicted model, not a curated record. Gene Ontology annotation, biological process: mRNA splicing, via spliceosome. Gene Ontology annotation, cellular component: catalytic step 2 spliceosome. Gene Ontology annotation, molecular function: mRNA binding; protein binding. Bases 1 to 1947 code for a protein of 648 amino acids. NCBI's taxonomy places the organism in Eukaryota, Fungi, Basidiomycota, Exobasidiomycetes, Microstromatales, Microstromataceae. The transcript has 2 exons.